CCUUAUUAAUAUUCACUUAUUUACCCCCUUUCCAGUCCCACUCACCACUCAGAUAUACACACACUCCAGACCGGAAAACAUUGUCGGUGAUUUCAUUUCAAGGUGUUACUCACAAGUUACUUUUAUGAGAGAAGUUUGUGAGUUUUGACAUUUAAAGCCAAGGUUUAUUUGUAAAGUGGGAUGCAUUGUUGUAAAUAGUGUUAAAUGGGUCAUAUCUCAUUAAAUAAGCAUGUUUUAUCUGCCUUGUGGCUCAGUUCAGGUUUAUAGGAUAAAAGUAAAUGGGUAAAUAUUUCAAAGUUGCCAUGCAGGGAAGUUACUAUGGAAAAUAUUUUCACUCACUCUGUCAGUGAAAAUAAGUUUUUAUAGUGUAUUUCAUCAUGUUUCAUACGAAUCUGACCUUCAUCCUCCUCCCCAAUUACCAACAAUAUUAGUUACACAAAGUGGGCAGGGGUUUGAAGUAGUGGGGAAUUGUGGGGUAAAAACUGCAAAAAUAAGACAAAAUGCAAACUGCUAACUAGAGAAACCGGUACGACCUCCCAGUGUGUAUAAAACGACUGACUGUCUGAAUCACACCUUGGACACAUAACUGAAGAAGAGAGAACAUCACACUAGCCCUGAAGAUGUCAACAGCUGCAGCUUCGUUCUCAGAAACCUUCACAGACAGACACCAUCUUCCAACUCCCCAUUUUAAAUAACAUAACUUGCACAUUCUCACAAGUCUCCCAUUGAUUGGCUCACAAGUAACAUGUGACAUCUAAACUUCCGCUGAUUGGCUGGGUAAUAAGUAAAUAAUGGAUUUCCUUACGAAUUGCUCAAAAACUAUAAAAUUCCAACUGAAACGUUAUAAUUUUACUUCUUGGCAAAAACAUAUAAAUUCCAUGUACAGUAUUUUAGGUAACAUUAUUAGUCCUGUUUUAUCACUUAAACUUUCCACCUUCCAUGAAUGAGGUAAAUGAAUGGUAACUAAUACUGUACUUGGCAAGAGUAAUCUGGCCUUAGUACCAAUUUGAGAAUAUUUACCCAUAGAAUGUAAAAGGUUUUAUGUACAAAAUCAGCUGAGGAAGAUAGCCAUGUAGAAUAAAAUACAUACACUAGAAAUUGUUUGUAGUAAUUUAGAUUUGAUAUAUUACUGUAGUUUUAUUUAUUUUAUGAAAGAAACAAUGAAAUGACAAACACCUGAUCAUAGAACGUAAACAUGGCAGACAGGCACAAAUUCAUAGCUAUAUAGGAAUCACUAUUUCUUAUACACUCUAUAGAUGAAUUUGUGCCCCAAACUAUUGUGAUUUAUGAAAAAGUUAUUUAUUCUUCAUCUGGUGUUUCAUCAAUCACCUUACAACCAUUUUUCCGCAAGUUAGCUGUGAUUACCUGAAACCAUUGUGUCUCAAUUGCAAUCAGAUUAAUUUUAAGCAAGUUUUACAGCUGGAUGCCUUUAUCACUUUUACACAAUGGUGAACUGGGCAUUACUGUAUAUGUUGGACUUUCAAGUACCCUCUUAGCGGGCAAGGCAGAGUUACUAUGCCCAGUUUGUACAGUAGCAUGAACAGAAGAUAAACUAUCAUUUAAUAUUUGAUGGUUUAUUUCUGCUAAAAUUAGACAAAACUCAUUGAUCAAAUUAUUAACUCACCUUAGGUACCGAAGACACAGGCAAUAGCAUAGGGAAAAAUCUAUAACUUUUCCCCAGUUUUUAGAUCACCAAACAUGUUGUUGGGACUCUGAGGAAAAAAGAGAAUAAUGGAGCCAAAUUAGGGGAAAAAAGUUAAAAGAAAAAGAGAUGUUUUAUAAGAUGAGGGAAGUUUCUGGGUUAUAUUCUAGUCCAGUACAGUAUCUUAGAGUUCAGUUUUAAUACAAGACCUAAAAGAUUAUACUGUGCUGAAGGUCUUAUGUUUUUCAUUUUCUCAGCACCACCUUAAUACACUUAUGGAUGAGUAAGUGUCUAGUGUAACAUUAUUUGGAUCACUUGAACAUUACCUCCCCUAGCUUAUUUAACCUUGUGAUUAAAUGCAUUAACACUACCUGGGGGAAGGUUAGGCUAAGGUGGUUAAUCUGUAGGGCGGGGGGUAGUCUUCAUGUGGUCCUUUUUAUUUAUUACUGCUUUUAUCCAGAUCUUGGUUAGGAACUCUUUUUAAUGGGGUUAAGUCGACCGGUGUCAUACCCUCUGUUCUUUUGUUUUCCCUGGUUGAUAAUACAUUAUAAACUCAUUGAAUAAAUAUAACCUUACCGAGAAAUAUCUCCCAACUGUUCUGGAGUCAUUCCGGGCCUUUAGUUGGGGUAAUAAGGGUUAAAGUGAAGGGUAAAUGUUUGUUUAUGUCUUAACCAUAACACACCUGAUUUAUUUAAAACCUUUACUGCUGUGGUUCCUUUAUCCUCUGUAGGCAACUGAGUGUUAGCAUGUGGAUUUCUCUCCUUUAUUGUAGUAUCUGUGUUAAUGUAGUUCUUGUGGUUUGUCUUAAUCUUUAAUAGUUAUUAAACAAAUUCAGUCCAAAAGAGUGUGUGUAGAAGCUUCAGUCAUUGCUGCGCAAGUAAAUGAUCUUUGUUUUUCCAUUACAGUGUGUGUAAUGAAUCAUACAACUUCUGUAGUCAACAAGCCAGGGUACACAGAACCUCUGACAUAUGUGACUGGGACUAAAUAUCUGAAAAUAUUAUGUCUUUUGAGUUAAAACCAUAGCCCCUAAAGUGAGGUACUUGUAGGAGACAUAUGCCAAUUAGGAAAAAAACGAGAGCCCUUGCCCACUGAACUAACACACGUUCUCCAUAACCCAAGUUUCCAUUGGUUACAAACUGCACUACACACCAGUCCCACUUUGUUCCAGUGUCCACAUCUUUCAUAGUAAAGUUCCUUUUAUACAUCAGCAGCUAAGUGUUUUAUCUGACCAUAUUUGGACAAUUAUCACAGGACUAACUGUCAUGAAAUCCUUGCCCUGUGAUAUAUGACCCACUCACUACUCUGGUGGAUGAGUGUUAGCAAGACCAGCACUACUUGGCAUCAUGUCUUGACUUCGUGGCACUUAGUUCAGUACUGUGUUUUACCAAAUGUAUCUAAGAUGCUGAGUUUCUAGGACUGGAAACUAUAUAUUGAAUUUCAUCAUUAUCUUUGCAGUCUGAGUGUGGAGUUUUUAUGGCUUAUAUCUCUAGUUAUGGUCAGAGCCAUUGUGCUCACACUGCUGGGUUGUUUACACCACCUUGCAGCAUCCUUGACAUGGCAUCUGUGAGCCUGUAAAGUAAUUUUGGGCUUUAAGUUGUUCCUUGUUAGGGGUGUAAGUUAUGCAUACUCGAGGAGCAUAUUGUCUCUGUCCCCUUUUCUGUACACAAAUCACACUAUCAUUUAUACUGUAUUAGUAAAGGAUUGAUUCUGAAUUCCCAUUUCAUAAACAAACAAAGAUCAGAUGAGUCAGAUGCCUCCCCCCCUCACUCCUCCAUUAGAGUGCUGAAGUGUGUUGGAACUGAGUAGGAAUGUUCAUGUUGUUUAGAAUGUAAAAUAACAACAAGAGUUUUAGAGCACGUGAGGCUUUUUAGGAGCUAUGGCUGUGUCAGAAUGGUAGUCUAUCUUUUAGAAUUUCUGAAAUUUAGUCCCAGUCCCUGGUUGUCAAACUGUAGACUACUGACUAUAUUUUUUUAUAUCAAAUGUUAAUGCAUUAAUUUAUUACUUUUAAUUACAUGACAAGAGCUUUUACUGUACUGUACUACCAAAGAGAGCUACUUAUAUACUGUAUACUCAAUUAGAGCUUUCAAAACCUCAGACCUCAUGGGAAUUAGUGAAAGUCAGGAAGUACUGUACUUCUUAAGACUGGCUGGGCUAGGGACCUUAGUGGCUCCCACACAAUUGCAAACAUGUCUACUUUUCUUCAACAAGCUUUUUGCCAAGUAGAAAACUUUAUUAUUAAGAUUUUGUUGUUGUUGAAUUUAUCAAAUUUAUUUUUCUUAUGUUUUUACAAGUCAACAAGUACCUGUGAAAAGUUUAGAAGGGUAACUAUGUCAGGUACUGAUUGAUAGGGAAAGCCUUGUCAUUUAAUAUGGUUUUACAGUAUACAGUAUAAGUAGCUCUCAACUUGGACAAACUACACAUUAUAACAGUCCAUACAACACUAUUCUGCUAAACUGUGUAAAAAAAUAUGAUAAACACAAGUAACAGUCAAAUUCUCUAUGACAGAAUGUUUUAAAAUGGAUCAUAAUCACUUGUUAGUGCUGAAAAUUAAACACUGGAGAAAUGCAGUCUGGAUCACCUGAAGAUUGUCCCCCCUCCCUCUAGCUUAUUUCACCUGAUGAUUAAAACUAACGCUACCUGGGGUGUUAAAUUAGGUUAACAUUAGGGUGGUGUAUCUCUAGGUGUAAUAAGCUGGGACCACUCUUCAGGUGUUCUUGUAGUUCAAAGUUAUACAUAAUUAACAAUAAACAGCUGUUCAAACUAGGUGCAGAAUUCUGUUUGAUGGAGGAAAUCACACAAGAGAGGGAAAGCUCAGUAGCCGGUCUGCUUCUCACGUUGGGUACACCAGCGGCCAUUAUCGGAGCUGUUCUGGCUGGAUUCCUUCUUGCCAAACUAAAGCCAGCAGCUCAGAAGAAACACAUCACUGAAGAAACGACAAACUCAGAGACAGCCAUGGUACGUGUACGCAGAUCUGCAUCAGAAAAUGAGUGUCCAAUAUGUAUGGAUCCAGCAAAAUUUGCUGUGGAAACCAACUGCGGCCACAUGUAUUGUGCUAGUUGCAUCAUCCAGAACUGGAAGACUAAUUUCAGCACAUCACCCAUGCCAUGUCCCUUCUGUCGUCAGGAGGUGACGCUACUACUGCCAUGUUUUUCCGAGGAUGAAACUAACACAGCAGAGUUAUCUGAGGUGGAGGAGAGGGAGAGCGUUAUGGUGGACGUGAGUCAGUACAACAGAAUGUACUCUGAACACCCGAGAUCUUUUUAUGGCCAGCUUCAGGAUCUGCCCACUAUUUUACGUCACAUCUGGGCAGAACUCUUCACUUGGCGAGGCGUUGAAAUGCUAUCGAGGUUCCGAGUCCUCUUCUGCAUUAUAACUGCCGUCCUGUACGCAAUAACACCCAUUGACCUUAUCCCCGAGGCCUUCUUGGGUCUUCUUGGACUUAUAGAUGAUGUUGUGGUCAUUGCUUUCCUAAUGAUACAAGUGAGUGUUGUGUACCGCACCGUGGUGGCCAAUAGGGACUGGUAGGUGUUGUAUUAUGCUGUGAAAUACUCAAAUGUAAAGCUUUAAUAUUCAUGUUUAGGCAUCAGAGCUUAGUAAGGGAUUAAGGUCAACUCCAGAGUCCUAUAUAUAUAUAGUAUAUAUGGGUCUUUUAAUUCGGGGAAUUUUGUAAUGACUACCUUUAAUGGUAAGAGAUUGAAUAUAUGAAAUAUACUUUAUUUUUAGAAAUCUGAGAUCGCCAAUUUUCCACUCCCGACCCAACUGUGUCUGAAGUGACGUACUCUGACACCUGGUCAAAACUCACUUGUUUUCUGAGGGGGAUUUAAAAUUUUCAACUGAAUUUUGAAAAAGUUAUGUAUUUCAUGAUAUUUUGUAGGUGUGACAACAUUUAAAUCAAACUCGAAACUUGUGGCCUCACCUAGACACAUAAAAGUAAAGAAUUAAAUAAAUGAACAUUAAACAACAUUUAUCUAGGCCACCACUUCUGUUUUGCUGUCGUGUGUUACAGCAUCAGCCACUCAGGUGAUGGCUGAUAUAAGAUGUGGGGAGUUUUUUAUUUUAAGUAUAGAAAGAUGGAUGAAAUAUUAAAAAAAAAAUUGGGGGACAUCACAUGAAGAACUUUCCCUCUGGAGUUUUCCUUUAAGAUAAUGAAGCUUUAAAGGUUUGCAUGACAUGAAAUUCUGAAGAUUAUACAAUUACUCUUCUGUGAUGAGUAAUAUAUGUAACAUUCAUUUCUUAAGUUUUAGGAACAAACUAAAUGCAUCAGUAAUGACAAGUGUAUAAGAAAUCCCUGGAUUCAUUUACAAUUAACAUCAGAUUGCAUAAAAAAUUUGACUGUUUGUGUGUGUGUGUGUGUGUUUUUGUUUGCAAGGUGACCAGAUUCAGAACUCAACAUGUACCGUUCAGAUAGACAAAACUUGUGUAAUAUAGUUCAGUGUAUUUGAUAUUAUACUGAGCUGUAGCAUGAACACUUAUGCAGUCAUUGAAGGUACAUUAAGAUUAAUUUCACUAACACUGACAAGAAAGGAUAUUUUUAAAGUACUAAAAUAAGAUGAGGAUUGACGGGCCAAAAUGAGAAUGCUGGUAUUCCUGCGUGUCUGUGAUAUAACUUGAGUGAUUUAAAACUUAUACAGGUAAUAUAUUUAAUUUAGACUGAGCAAAGACUCAUCCUUAGUUUGGACUUCCAAGAUAAAUCAUAUUAACAGUACUGUAUAAUAUAGUCUUAUUUAAUUAUUAUAUUUCUGAUCCUCUUUGUAACACAAGGUACAGUAACAAGUAACCAGAACAUGUACACAUUCUCCCUUCCUUAUGUGUCACUCUUUCAUUCUCACUGUUGUAAAAGAUGUGUUAUGCAAUGGUCCUCCCCUACCACAACAAUGCCCCAAAUCUGGUUUACCCUCAUUGCUUCAUGUCAGUCAGCUGUAUGUAAUAACCUGUUAUGCAGUUGAAUUUGUUAUGCCCCAUUUGUUUAAAGGAAGACAUUAUUAAGGUGUAAUGACUUUAAGGUUCAAAACAUCUCAUCAUUAGGUAUGAAUAUAAAAAAAUGAUAACAAUAUAUAGUUUUUCACUGCUUGCUUUUUGCUAUGUAAAAGAAAAAUGUAUACAGAAAAGUAGAUGAAAAUUGAAAUGUGUGGAUAGUUGUUUUUUGAAUUCCUCUAUUUCUGAGGCAUUGUUCUACAUGCACAACGAAUAGCAAACAUAUGCCAGUACUGUACUGUAUAUGUAGACAAUUUGAAAACAUUAUUAUUGGUACAUAAAGGAGGAGAAAGUAAGAGUACAGCCUUGAGAAGAGCUAUGUGAAAAUAGUGAGUUGUGUUCAAAGGAAUUCUAAAAGUUUGGAGAGGAUGAGCAGCAUUGAUGAUAUAUUGUAGUGUUUUGACUUAUGUGAUCACCAUAAAGAAUGAGUAUUAGUUAAUUUAUCUUUAUUGUUACAAAAUUAUAAUUGCUUAGGAAAACUUACUAUUUUUUAUUUUGAUCACCACUGUCGAGGCAUAGAUCAUUAACUUCUGCUCUCUAAGAUCAUGUAUAAUCCUUAGAGCCUUUGUCAUGUUAGUUGUUGUGAAUUUUUGUUAAGAACUGAAUCAUUUGUUAGUUUAAGCCCAGCCUAGAUUAUACCAUACAACCUCCUCCAUCCCUACCUGGUCUAGAAUAACAGAUAAAUGACCUGGAAUCCCUCCCUUGUUCCUUGAUGUGUUUCCUUAUCUUUAAGAAACUGACGAAUAAAACUGGCAUCCCAAGUUUAUGAUUCAGGAGUUUGAGUCAAAUGAACAAACUCCAGGGUUCAUUUUAGUCACCUUACUGGCUUUCAAAUCGACUAUUGGAUCAGUGUUGGAGACUGUCUCGUAAACCUGGGUUCAGUUUGGGAAGUGGACAUUUAUAAAGUACUUGUGUUACAAUGAUCUGAUAGGACAGUGUUCCUGCCCCCACAAUCCACAUAGUCAUCUGGACAAGACAAACUCUACCAUGAGGUGUUCUGGUGGUGGAAGCUUACAGAUCAUUUAUAUCUUCCUUCCUCUUACUUAAAAUAGGAUUUAUAUUUGUGACUAAUCAAAUGUUCAGGACAAAAGUGAAGAAGAAGGAAAAGGGGAAGAGUUUACUCAUAUAGUGAAUAGCUACAUCUAAAGUGUGUAGGUGUUGUAGCUGAAAGUUCUGCUCCUCUAAUGUCUGAACCUUCUUCUGAUUGUAACCAUCAUUCAGCACUGUAUUGAAGGGUUUGUGUCUUUAUAAAGUAUACUUUGAGUUCUUUAGCCAACAUGACAUCUUGAUCUGUUCAGAAAACUUUGCUUUAAGAAAUUCUUAAUCCUUGAUGGCAGAAAUACAAGGCUCAAAGGAUACAUAGCAAAAUUUGUCUUGGCGUAAUAACAAUAAGCUUACUGAUUAAAAUUAGUUAUUCUGCUUUCCCCUUUAAAUAAAGCCUCAGUGUGUUAUGUACCAUUAUAAACCACCGGGUUCAUUUAACAAUAGAUUGGUUGAGUACAUAGGGUUUUUUUUUUAUUUAAGAGUAAUUUAACCAGAGUAGUCAUCAGUAUUGCCCCACAUUUAAUAUCUGGUGUUGAUGUCUAAAAUCCUGCAGUGAGUACUUGAUUACAGGUGACCCUGGGGCCCAGUACAAGGCAAAACUAUGCAUUUGGUCAGAGUAAGUUAGUUAAGGUUUUGGAUGUGGGCUCAGGUAAGUCACUCCCCACCAGUACCUGCGGUAAGCUAGAUGUUACGUCUCAGCAAGUAAUAGCACUAAGUCUAACCCAUUUCCUGCCAUACAAUUCCAGUUCCUUAUAUCUAUGAAGCAAUAUGUAAUAUUUUCAAAUAGGCUUAAUGCACAAAUCUUCAUAGGUGCCUUGCAAAAUAUAGUUUUAUAGGGUCCUUAAGCCAACAGUAUCAGGUGCUCCUUGGAACUCAGCUAAGGCGGUCACCCAACCAUGUGCUUAACUUCAGUGAUCAGACUUUAAACUAAUUUCUCUAAAGAUUCUUUACAAAUUAAUCAAGGAAGACAAAAAUCUUUACUAAAUAAGGAUAAUGUUAAUACCUUAUCCCAUAAUCGUCCCCAUAAGUGGUGUAACCAAGAUGGAUGUUAACAAGUUCUGUCCUAUUGAGUCACAAGUUAUUAAUAUAUGUUUCUACAUGACUAUUCUUACCUAAAGCAUUUUCAAAUAAAGGAAUAGUGAUAAUAGCCUGUAAACAAGAGAGGAGGGGUGAGAGAGAAAAGGGUAAUUGGACAGCUGAUAAGUUUGUGACCAACUUAUGAAGGGUAAACAUCACAAAGCAAGGCCCAGUUGUACAUGAGAGUGAGUAUGUACAGUAAUGUUUUGUACCUUCUAUUUAUAAUGAUAUUUGUAAACUUAAUUUGGUUACCUCACUAAUAUUUUUAUUUAUGAAUUGACGUAUAAUACUCAACACUGAAAAAAGCCUCAUAAACAAAUUGCUAUUAUCACCGGGACUAAGUGAAGUAGAAUGCUCAAACAUUUAAGAGUUCUGUUGUCUAAUUUAGGCAUCAGAUACAUAUUGUCACAACUCAGUGCAGUUCACAAAUUAGUUAUAGUUAUUUUAAGUUUAGAAUUUGUAUAUCCACUACUUAAAAUGCAUUAAGGUAAAUUAUAAUACUGUACUGUAAUAUAGUGCAGUGUACAGGAGUAUUGAAUGGGUGAGAGGUGUGAGCUAUGGACUGGGUAAAGAGAGAUACAGUCAUAUAUUGUAGACAGGUGAGGAGGAUGCUGAUGGACUGGGUGGCAAAGAUGAUGACAGCUUACAUUGAAGGAGGUAAAUAUAUAGCAUACAUUAUGGGAGAGAAGGUAGGAAAGAGUGAUGGAAUCAGAGAUAACUAAAGAAAUAUGGUAUAGUACUGUAUAGUGGUAGGACCUGGUGGUGGCUCCCCUGUCUGGGUCACCACCUCAGAGGACCCCUCCAUAUAGAGGUGAGGGAGUGUGUAGGAGACAAGUUCUUAUAUAUCUGAGGAAACUUGCCAGAUACUAAUUAGAUUUCUCUCUAUAGUCCAGAUGCCAUUAGAUCACUUGCGAAAGCCUGGUUUAUUGUUUAUACGGUAAUUAGCCAAUUAACGAUGAUAUUUGCCACCUGUUCUAAAUACUCAGUGUGUAUGUGUGUGUUACUAGCAAUUCUUGCUUUAAUUAAUAAAUGGUAAAUCUGUAAAACAAAUAGAUGCAGAAUAUAUCACAGACCCAUUUUUUUAGGGAUCAGUGGUUAUUUUGCCAGAAUGCCAAUAGAUGAAUAUUGACCUUGAUAUUUGCCAAAUCCAUUUGUAAAAUCAUAAUAAAAUCAGUAAAAAAAAAUGUUUACAGCAUCAAAUAUAUUUAUAAAAAUGACACAGAAACAUAUACUGUAGCCUAAGGUUAUUUUGUGAGACGGGGACCGAGAACGUUCGCUACAAAAUUGCGACAUAACAAUACAUGUACAGUAAAGUUACUAGUAAUACAAUAUAUAAUAAGAGAUUAGAGACUGGAUGACCUAAAAUAUACCAAAGGUUAAAAGUUCCCCCCAUCCACAGUAACCCAGAUCAUUGUAAAUCAGGGACUGCCUAAACGUAUACAUCUGGCUAUAAAAAGCUUGUUAGUUGUCAUCACCCAACAAGCCCCAUACUGUGGUGGCUCAGUAAACAUCAACUAUUUUUUCCUCUAAAUUUCCUUAAUGGAUUUGGUGAAUACUAGUAAUGUGAACUGAAGAACAAGACUGAUACUGUAAUUAGGUCUUCUUAGUACAGGUGUGGGGGAGAGAUGUUAUUUUUAUACACAUGUUUGAUGUUGUGUACAGAAAUACUCUAUUGGUUAUUAUUGUAAUUAUGGGAUGAAUGAUUAUCUAACUAUAUCCAUCAGAAAUAUCUGCCAAAUUACUGUACUACUAACAAUAUUUUCUCUCUUACAAACCUCUUGCCAUACAGCACAGGUGAAUUAGAACUGAGAGCAACCCAGAUGCUUAUUUGGUUUAUAUUAUUCUAUUGAUCUGUGUUAUAUGAUGUGUUUUAUUAUGGAAUAACAGAUAUUAACAGUAAUUCAACUACCCUGAGAACCUGUAGAUAAUACACUACAGUUCCAUUGGUUAUAUGAUAGGAAUGUGACUUUUUCUGCUUUGUACAUGACUAGCCACAGUUAGUUAUUACCUUCAGCUUCAUCCCUCGGAAUGUAUUGAUGCAUUAUACAACCGGUUGAGCUGCCCAUGACUGUUUAUAUUUUGCCUCCCUUUGUACUUUUGUAAACUUGUGCCUUAUUAUGUGUUAUGUAAACUAAAUAACCAUGUUACUAUGUUUAUUUUAACUUAUGUGACUUAAUAAAUUAUUAGGCCCUA
Molecule: messenger RNA, 10930 nt
Organism: Homarus americanus (American lobster)
Lineage: Eukaryota; Metazoa; Arthropoda; Malacostraca; Decapoda; Nephropidae
Product: E3 ubiquitin-protein ligase RNF170-like
Exons: 6
Coding region: 4424-5167 (247 amino acids)
Molecular function (GO): ubiquitin protein ligase activity
Source: RefSeq, a predicted model, not a curated record